Molecule: messenger RNA, 31342 nt
Organism: Lymnaea stagnalis (great pond snail)
Lineage: Eukaryota; Metazoa; Mollusca; Gastropoda; Lymnaeidae
Source: the annotation of a GenBank genome assembly
GUCUCAGCAUUGGUAUUCCAUACUGGGACUGGACUCGCCCUUUGACCAAACUGCCCGCCCUGGUCAGCCAGCAGGUCUUCAUUGAGAGCGACGGCACCAAGGCCAAGAAGAACGUCUGGUACCAGGGAGACAUUGAGGUCGUUGAGAACUCCAAGACGGUGAUCAGACACACCGCCAGAGCUCUCGAUGACAGACUUUUCCAGAAGGUUCCUACUAUUAAACCUUUUUACAUUACGCAUAGUACAAUAGAAAUAAUUUGAUGCAGAAAGGAAUUAUCCACUAAAUGAGUCUUUGAUUUAAUCUUGUUAAAUUCUGUGCUUGAAUAGUAACCAACCACAAUUUUAUAGUAACACAAUAAUAUUCCUUGUGUGCAAGUUAUUUUAAAUACAAUAUUUAUUGUAUGCUAUAAAUUUUGUCAUCUCAAUAAGUAGUCUAGUACUUUUAAAUGACAAUUUUGAUGUUUAUUCGUGUAAAUAAAGAUGUUUAUUCAUGUAGGCUGGGUGUCAAUUUUAUGAAAGUAAUCUCUUAUUUUUUUUCGAUGAAAGAUUUAAUUUCACGAUAGUAAUGCUUUUGUUUUGUUAUUACUUUCCCAGGUCGAACCCGGUCAGAACACAGACCUUUUCGAGCAAGUGUUGAACGCUCUUAUGUACCCAAACUACUGCCAGUUUGAGGUCCAGUUUGAGAUUGCCCACAACACCAUCCAUUACCUGGUCGGUGGACGUAACAAAUACUCCAUGUCUCACCUCGAGUACACCUCAUACGACCCCAUCUUCUUCCUUCACCACUCCAACGUCGACAAGAUCUACUCCAUCUACGAGGCCCUGCAGAAGGAAAAAGGCUACACACCUGGUAAGAAGUAACCUCAUGUCAAUAGAUCUACUAAACUUAGCAUUACCCUUCCACACAAUAUCAGGCAAAAUUGAUGGCAGCGAAAUUAAAGAGUUUGGUUUUUUUCAUUUUGAUUUCAUUCACUUAAAUUAUUUUACAUUUUGAUGAAUGAUAAGCUUAGCUUAUAUAAUUUUUUUCAACAGAUAGAAAUGCAAGAUCAAAAAUAAAAAAUAUUUAUUCCUAAACUAAAUGGAUAUUCUACUAAAAAAAUAUUUAUCUUUAUAUUUCUUUUGAGAUUUAACUAAUUUUUCUAAGUAAGCAGAUAUUUGAUCCAUAGUUUCUAAACAUGCACACAUUUGAUCCAUAGUUUCUAAAGAUGCACACAUUUGAUCCAUAAUUUCUACACAUGCAUAAAUUUGAUCCAUAGUUUUUAAAUAAGGACACAUUUGAUCCAUGUAAUGAUUAGGUCCCGGAUGCACAGGAAAAUGUGAGCUGUGUGACUUGAAACACUUCGAUGAACCGUUAGCCCCAUUCAGCUGGGAGACCAACCCCUUCGCCGUUACCAAACAGUUCAAUCUUCCCAGGGAGGCAGUAGAUGGUUCAAUCUAUGGAUACAAGUAGGCACAUCUUUUAAUUUAUAUUCAUUCUCAAGAUAAAUCCUCAUUGCUUAUGACAAUUGUUUGGAACAUUAAAAAAAAAAAAUCCCCUUAACAUUAAAAAAAAAGUCUUACAACAGACUCAUUGUAAAUAGAGAAGAAUUGUAAAGUAGUAUGAACAGUUUUUAAAAUAAAAUACGGCUAUAGAACAAAAUGUUCAUGGAAUCCAAAAUGAAACUGAAAUGAACAAGAAAUUAAACGGUUUUCUUUCUUUUUUUUCAGAUACGACAACCUUACCCUGAACGGCUAUGACUUGAACGGCAUCAAGCGAUUGCUGAAAGAGAAAUGGUCACAUGCUGCCUCAUACGCUGUUUUCCGUCUAUCUGGCAUUUCCACUUCUGCCAACGUCCGCGUUCAGGUUCGUUAAGGUCUUAGAUUUUAAAUGUUUAAAACAUACACUAUUGUCCAUCUUUAUUGUCAGAUAAAUUCAUUGAAAUAUCAUUUAGAAGUAUUAAACAUAGUUAUCAAAUAAAGUAUAUUUUGUGAAUGUCCAAAAGUAUAAAUUAGAAUGAUUUAUUCGUAUUAUUUUAAAUAUCAUUUUGCUGCCAGAUCCCAAAAGAUUCAUUUAACAUUAAAUCAUUGUUCAGGUUUGCGUUCCAUCUGAAGAUGAAGUUACUGGUACCUACUGCGAGUUCGCUGGGGAUUUCUUCGUUCUCGGUGGACCCCUCGAGAUGCCCUGGGCUUUCUCCAGACCCUACUACUUCGAAGUCACCAAGACCGUCGAGAAACUGGGUCUCGCCCUGGAUGGCAACUACCGCAUCGAGGCUGAGCUCUUCAGCGUCAACGGCACCCAGCUGCCCUCAAGCCUCCUCCCUCACCCAUUCGUCUCCUACAGACCAGCCAAGGGAACCGUUGAUAGUGAGUCUGAUUGCCUUUAAUCUCAGUUACAUUAGUUAAUAAAUGAACUUAAAAAUAGUACUGAGUCUCAUUGCAGAUUAUAUUGUUGUGAUGAUUUAGAUAAGAAUGCAUUGAAGUCUCUCAUCUAUAAACAGAAACAAAGGGAAAUAAUUCUUAACGAAUAACAACAAACCAAAUGAAAAAGUUCACAAAAAUCCAAAACUUAAAAACGUAAAUUACUGCAUGUCAAGUAAUGUAAUAACAUGUAAAUUAAAACUGAUUUAUUCUGAUCUAUACUGGUUCAUUCUAAUUUAUACUGUUUUUCCUAUUUAAGCUAUUUAAUAUUGGUUUAUUUCAAAAUAGCAACUCUCAACAAAUUAUUAAGUCAUUAUUUUAAAGCAAGAUUCUAUUAUUUUCCCAUAGUUGUUUUGUAUGUAUGUUUAACUGGUAACUUAAAUUUGACUAAACCACAUCAAACGCCUGUGUUUAGCUCCCAUUGCUCACAAUGAGGUCAACCAUGAACACGAAUACCAUGAGGGUAUCUCUGUACGUAAAGACAUUGACCGCUUGACCAAUGAGGAGAUUUACGAGCUCAGAGAAGCUCUCCAGAAAUUCCAGGUGCGUGCUUUUAUUUAUUUACAAGGUCAAUAUUCUUUUUACGUUAACACGCAAUUCUUAUUUUUAGAAAAUUCUAACCAGUAGAUUUUUAAACAAAUGAGCAAGGCUUACAAAAAAAAAAUCUGCACUUGAAUCCACUUGAUCUUUAUCUGAACGAAUCCACGUGAUCUUUAUCUAAACAAGUUCAUGGGAUCUUCAUAUAAACAAUUUCAUGUGACCUUCACCUAAGCAAAAACGUGUUAUCUUUAUAUAAACGAGUUCACGUGAUCUUCAUUCAAACAUAAAAUUCGUUUGUGCAGAAUGACAAGAGUGUUGAUGGCUACCAGGCUAUCGCUGAGUUCCACGGUGACCCUGGCAAAUGCCCCAACCCCAAUUCCAAGAACAGGAAGGCCUGCUGUAUCCACGGUAUGCCCACCUUCCCCCACUGGCACAGACUCUUGGUUGUGCAGGUAAGAAACAACGUUGGCAUGGCAACAAGACAUAAGGUAUAAUGUACAUAAAAUCAGAAGUCUCUCAUUAGGAUAACUCUUUGAAUUUUUAAAAACUUUUUUUUUAGAAGUGAAAAAAAAAAUGUUUUUUUUUUCCAUAGAAUUAGAAGGAAAAAAUAUGAGUUUAAAUGUUAAAAUUGAUUUGAUCUUUAACACACCAACGCUGGUCACAAAUUGCGCUAAGCUCAUCAUAGUACUUCAAUACAUUCACUGUGGUCAGGUUGAAGAUGCCCUACGUCGUCGUGGCUCUAACAUCGGUGUUCCAUACUGGGACUGGACCAAGCCCAGGACGUCUGUCCCUAAACUGGCCGCAGAUGAGACCUACACCGAUCCCACCACGUGAGUACUACAUUAAUUUGUAACUGAAUUAAAAUGUCAGUUUUACAAUAAAUAGUCUCUAGUGGCUAUGUUAUUUAUUGUAAUGUUAGUGUAGACCUUGUUCAGGUUGAAGCAAUAAGAAAUAAAAAUUACACUAUGGUAAAACACUGAAAACAGGCGAAGGAAACCUGUUUUGUUUCGCCUGUCAUCAAGUUUUCCUCUAGACCAUGUUUUACAUUUUCUUAUUUUUAUACUGGGUUGUCUUAAAAAUACAUGUGAACUUGUGUUAAGAUUGAAGUUAAAAAUUCAUUGAUUGUUUAAUCACAGGUUAAAGUGAAACGGUAUGAAUAGGGAAAUCAGCCAAUGUUUCCCACAGCUACAAAUGUGACAUAAUAUACGUAUUUUCUUAAUCUCAGACUUUCAGACAUUAAUUGUAUAUUGCAAACAAAACAAGCAACAGUUUCAGACAGUUAUCAUGUAAAUAUACAUAACUAAACAUUUUUGUUUACAGUAAUGAAGUAAAGAGAAAUCCUUUCCAUGACGCACCAAUCGCUUUCCUCGGUGACUCCACCAAGACAACCCGUGACGUCUCUAGCUCACUGAGCGACAGUCCAAAAUGGGGAGACCACACCGAGCUGUUUGACGCCUUCCUUCUCGCCCUUGAACAAGACAACUUUUGCGACUUUGAGGUUAGCAAAGGAUUAAUUAAUAAGCCGUCUAAAAUGAUUUAAAAUCUGUAAUGUAAGAGAGAAUUCAAAGGCGUAUAUUUAAUGUUAUAGGGAAUGCAAAGGCAUAUAUGUAAUGUUAUAGAGAAUUGAAAGCCGUAUAUGUAAUGUUAUAGAGAAAUCAAAGGUGUAUAUAAAUAAAUAUGGAAAUGUAAAUUUCAAGUAAAAUGAAUUAAAAUUAAGUAACUUGUAUAAAAAAUGUCAUUAAAAAAAGAAUGCAUAGUCCUAACUUGUUUUUUCUUCCAAUUAUUUAUUUAAGUUAAUUUUUUUAAAGAAGCAUCAUAAAAAAAAAAUGUUUUAAAAAUAAUAAAACUGUAUAUUAAUUACUCGUCUAUAUUUUCUUCCGUCCCAUAGGUUCAGUUUGAGGUCGCCCACAAUUUGAUCCACGCACUCGUUGGAGGCAAAGAGCAGUACAGCUUGGCCACCUUGUCCUACAGUGCUUUUGAUCCAAUCUUCUACCUUCACCACAGCAACGUCGACAGGAUCUGGGCCAUCUGGACAGCUCUUCAGGAACUCAGGUAGUAAUAUGGUCUGCCUGGCAAGGACUGCUAAGGCAAGUGUUACCAACUUGUAUGUGCCGGCUAUUUUUCCGUCCAAGAAGAAUUGAACACUCGACUUGUUAUUCCUUUUUGUUUUUCUGUUGCAAGCUCUGGCAGGGACUUACCUAAAAAAAUAUUUUGUGUAGAUUAAUAUCUUUCAAUUGAUAUCUGUAUUAUUUACCAAAAACCAGUGGAUGAGCUAAGCUUAGUGCCGCCGAAGAGGGCAAAGAUUUUUGCCUCUUCCAAUGGCAAUGUCUUAUAACAUAAACAUAAACCAGAAACCUAUCAACUUAAUAAUUUAUUAUAAAAUAUUUUUUAACUUUAAAGAACAGGAAAAUAAGUAAAAGAAAAUGUUAAAAUAGUGUCAUAUUGAGAUAUUCACUUUACCAUUGCACACAUAAAAAUAACAGAUUUUAGCUAAGAAAAGCAUAAUAUAAAAGUAAAUGACCGGAGUUCACCUUAAAAGACGUAAACCCAGUGACCUAUACAUAUAACAGUUGCAUUGAAAUUAACCUUGACCUUUGACCUACCCCAACAGAGGCAAGCCUUACAAGGCUCAUUGUGCCCAGUCCUACACCUACGAGCCGCUUAAGCCCUUUGCCUUCUCCUCCCCUUACAACAACGACCAGAAGACCUUCACACACGCCGUGCCCAGGAACGUCUACGACUACGAGACCGAGCUCAACUACGCCUACGACUCCCUCGAGUUCGGCGGCCUGACCAUCAAGCAGCUCAACGAUUACAUCAACAACGAGCGUAAGACCAAGAACCGCGUUUUCGCUGGCGUCCUUCUCUGGGGCAUCAAGAGAUCCGGUGAGUUAAGCCAAUGGCAGUUUGUAUCUUUUAAUAUACCCGUAUGUAUAAGUUGUAUGGGCAUUUGUUUGUAUGUUUUUCUAUAUCUCUAUUUAUAUCGCAUUCGUACCCUUUCGUGUACCAUUGUGUAUUCAAAAAUGCUGUCUCGUUGAAUUGCUUCCUUUAAUAACACUUGACACAUUUUAGAUCCUGUAUUUUAAAACUCUUGGAAUUAUUUAAAAAAACUUCUUUUUUUUUCCUUUACAGCUUUGGCCACACUUUACGUCAAUGACGUUGAAGCCGGACGUUUCGCUUUGUUGGGUGGACCCUCUGAGAUGGAGUGGCGAUUUGACCGUCUCUACAGGUAAUAAGUUACCUGAUUUUGGAGAAUUCACUUCACAUUUUAUAAUUUAUUAAAAAAAUUUUUUUUAAAACAAUAUAUAACAUUUUAUUUUUCAAUGAAUUACAAUCCUGCUAACUUAAACACAAUCCUGUGAAACACAAUCCUGUGAAACACGAUCCUUAAAAUUUUCGUAGUUUCGAUUUUAUGGCCAUUACUAAAUGGAGGAGUUUUACUUGUUUCAGUUACAUGUUUCAGUGAUAUUCUCAAAGCAUUAGUCAGAAGUAGUUUCUAAACUAGAAAUACAAACAUAAAUUUUAAAAUAUUUUAAGCAAUCAUUAAAGCAGGAAGAUUAAGCAAUGAUUUCUUGUCGUGUUUCCACAAGGCACGAGAUUACCGACACCCUUGAGGAGCUGAACCUUCACUGGGCCCAGCCAUACACCGUCACCCUGAAGCUCACAGAUUUCGAGGGACACGAUAUUCCCAUCAACCCAUUCCCCAAGCCGCAGAUCAUCUUCAAGGCCAAAGAAGGUUGGUUUUAUUGCAACCAAGUCCUAAGAAUUUAAUUAUUGUCUGUCCACGUUAUCCAGCCACAAACAGAAAUGAAAUUAAAAGAGUCGAACAAAAAAAUGUACAACCCACUUACAAUGAGAAGAGUUCUAUUGAUAUAACUCUUUAAUUCAUUCAAGAUAAAGUUUGUAAAGACCUCAUAGUAAACAAUAAAAAAUCGGCCAAGGAAAUUUUAAAAUAUUUACAUUAAUUUGUUUUCCUUUUUAUGGCGAUUUAUUCAUUUAUGCAAAUGAAUAAUUGCAAAAACAAAACUCUGAAUAUCAGAGCUAUGAAAAAAAUCUUAUUGUAUUACAGGCAUAAAAUAAAUAAGACAUUUUAAUUAAUUUCAGUAUAUCUUUUUCUACGAGAAUUUUAAUAUUAAGAAAGAAAUAUAAACAUCUCACCUUGAUUCCAUGGGCAUUCAUAUGGCUGAUCCUGAUUUCAUGGGCAUUCAUAUGGCUGAUCCUGAUUUCAUGGGCAUUCAUAGGGCUGAUCCUGAUUUCAUGGGCAUUCAUAUGGCUGAUCCUGAUUUCAUGGGCAUUCAUAUGGCUGAUCCUGAUUUCAUGGGCAUUCAUAUGGCUGAUCCUGAUUUCAUGGGCAUUCAUAUGGCUGAUCCUGAUUUCAUGGGCAUUCAUAGGGCUGAUCCUAAUUUCAUGAACAUUCUAAUUUCUCACCCUGAUUUCAUGAACAUUCUAAUUUCUCACCCUGAUUUCAUGAACAGAGCCCAAGGACGUCUCUGCUGACACCAUCAAAAUCCGUAAAAAUGUUGCAACCUUGACCGAGGCUGAAGUAGUCGAUCUCCGCCAAGCUUUGGCCAAUCUUCAAAAUGACCAGUCAGCUGGAGGUUACCAGGUAAAUGUCUCAUUUCGUGUUUGUAAUUUAAAGUUAAAGCCUGUCUUCAUUGUUUUCAUGCGUGCAAAAUAGAAUGGUUGAAAUAAUGAAAUUUAUGAUUGGAAAAAAAAGAGACCACCCCCCCCCCCCCCAGUAUUUACAAUACAAUACGCAAAACAAAGGAAACUAUCCGUGGUAAUAAGAGAAUCCUUUUUCAAAAUUUACGUCGACCUUAUUCCCACCAGGAUCUUGGACGCUUCCACGGCACACCCAACUGGUGCCCCACCCCCGAUGCUGAGGUAAAGAAAUCCUGCUGCCUUCACGGCAUGCCCACUUUUCCGCACUGGCACAGGUAAGACACAUUUACCUGGCAAUAUUGUUUUUGGGCCAUUCAUCUUUGUUUGCGUCAUAAUCGUGCAACACAAAAGUACUUCUUGUAUUAAAAUAUUUCUUACAUUCUAGAUUUUAAAGAAAACAAAAAAAACUUCCAGGUAAAAACAAUACUUUCUAGAUUUGAAAAACUAAAAAUUUAUACACGACUCUCAAAUAUAGAACCUUCAUGUCUCACGCUAAACCACCUUAUUAAACAGUCAAACUUUUUUUUUUUUCUCUAAAGACUUUGGACCGUCCAGGCUGAAAACGCCCUACGUCGUCAUGGCUACGUUGGUGCUAUUCCUUACUGGGACUGGACCCAGCCAGUAAAGUCUCUCCCAGACCUCGUCACCUCUGAGAAAUACCGGGACCCUAGCAGCAACAAUGAAAUUAAGAACCCAUUCUACAGGUAAUUACAAUUCAAUAAUGCUAUGAAAGAAUAGAAAAAUCAAUUUUGAAUGAAGGCGUAUAGUGAAAGGUGUUAAUUUAUUCUGUAAGAUUUUAACUUAGUGACUUUUUUUCAGUACUAAAAGCUUAAAACUGUUUGCUUUAAAGAUGCCAUCUCUUUGCAUCGUUAGCGCUCACAUCACUGACGCUGACCAAGACACUGUCAGGUCACCCAGAGAUGACCUCUUCGAACAGCCCAAGUUUGGACAAAACACAGCUAUUGCCAAGCAGGUAAGAAUGUUACAUGAUGUUUCAAGUAUUGUUAGAAACGUGGCCUUUAACUUAGAGAUGAUUUUCUCAUUCAGAUGAGACAUAAACUGAGAUAUGUUGAAACUUUAGUAAUGUAUAACAGUGAUUCUUAAACUCAAACCUUUAGUAGGGCUACUUAAACACAAAUCAAGUCGGACAAGGAAUAAUUGAACACACUCACCAUUGUAUAGUAUUUGAUAAUUAUUAUUACAAGUUCUUAAUUGGAAUAGUUUAAAAUCAUAUUUAUGUUUUACUAUCUUUAAAAUAAAAUAUAAUGAAAUAAACGUUAGUCAUCCUGCAUGAAUGUGUAAUAAUUUUAAAAACCUAUUUGCCAGGUUCUCCUCGCCCUGGAACAAGACAAUUUCUGCGACUUUGAGGUUCAGUUUGAGAUUGCCCACAACUUUAUCCACGCCCUUGUCGGUGGCAACGAGCAGUUCUCCAUGGCAUCCCUCCUGUACACCGCCUUCGAUCCCUUGUUUUACCUGCACCACGCCAACACCGACAGACUCUGGGCCAUCUGGCAGGUAAGUGCACUUGAAACAACGGUCAUUUUCAUUUUAACUUGGCUUUUCGGGAUACUAUAUCAUUUAUUUUGUUCUAAAAGCGUUAAUAGGCUGAGCUUUCUAUCUCAUGUUUUAAGAAGCGAUAACUCUUGAAUGAACAGAACAUGAUCUAAAACAGUCAAACAGAAUGAUAUCCCUUAGUUACUAAAUAUAACCUGCUGGUAAAAGAAAUCAUAAUUAUCUAAUGCCAGGUGCAGCACAAACUACACGGAUCUCUGCACAUUUUAUCAUUAAAAUUUACCAGCAGAUUAAUGUUUUCAUUUAACUAAGCAGCCAACCUGGUCUAAUCGUGACAGAUGUAUUCUUAAGGGAACUCUAUACGUUGCAGUACAUUUUAACAUGCCUUCAAAGUUGUGUCUUAGACCAAAGAAAAAUAACUUUUAUUAAAAAUAUGGGAUAUUUAUGGAGUGUAAACAAGUUAUGCUUUACAAAAAAUAAAUUUGAUAAUUACACAUUUUUUCUGUUGAUAUUUCAAAGAUUAUUUAGUAUGGAUAAUUUUAAUUUGUUUCUCCUCUUCCAAAACAAUAAAAACAACAACAGGCUCUUCAGAAGUACCGCAACAAGCCUUACAACACUGCCAACUGUGCCAUUGGACAACUGCGUAAACCCUUGUCACCAUUCAGCUUAACCUCUUCCGUUAACCCCGAUGCCAAUACCCGUGAGCACUCACUGCCCUUCCAGGUGAGUUUGACGUUAGGAUUGCAACACACCAAUUAUUGAAGUACUCAACAGUAUGUAUUAUUCUCGGUGUGACCAUCAUUAAAGAGAUUUAUAUAAAGGCAUGCAUAAACUUUUACAGUGAAUAGUUUCAUCGUUCUAACCUGUAAAUGCCUUUUUAGGUAUUCGACUACCGCAAUAACUUCCACUACGAGUACGAUAACUUGGAGUUCAAUGGACUCAGCAUCCCACAGCUGGCCAAGGAGCUGGAGAAGAACAAGGGAGAUGACCGCGUCUUCGUUGGGUUCAUGCUUCACGGUAUUAAGAGAUCAGCCCUCAUCAAAUUCCAGAUACACAAGUACGCACCAUGAUUAAGAUUAUUUCUAUUCUCAAGAUCCAAAAUAAUGCAAUGAUAAUAUUGAAUUGUUUGAAAAGCAAGUUGAUUAAAUGCCUUCAGUUUAAAAAAAAAUGUUUUGACGGAAACUUGAAUAUCUGACAGGAAGUAAGUUAUUUAUUAAAUAUAUAUUUUUGAUUUUAAAGAAAAUAAAAACUUGAGCAUUUAUCGAAAGAAACUAUCUUUUUAGGUUAACACGCAAAACAGAAAGCUGAUUCAUGUUUCAGAAAUCAUAAUAAUUUCAAGGUCCAUUCCAUCAGUCUGAAAUAAAAUAUUAUAAUUUUUUCUCUAAUCCACGGAAUCUAAAAAUUAAUUUCAAUCUCUUGUAAACGUAUCUUAAAUUAAAUUUGAUUUUCUUACAAACCAGGAACGAUACUGAGUUCAAAGAAGCUGGAGAGUUCUACAUCCUGGGUGAUGAGAACGAGAUGGAGUGGUCCUACGAUCGCCUGUACAAAUACGAGGUCACCCAACAACUGGAAGAUUUCGGCCUCCGCUACAACGACCGCUACUACAUCAAAUACCAGGUGCUCGACUUGGACGGCUCCAUCUACAGCACUGACACCUUCUCCACACCGACCGUGCUCUUUGAACUGGGAACAAGUGAGUACACCACAAGAAACCAAAACCACUCAAAACAUUAAAAAUAAUUACAUUAUCAAAGAAUAAUAAAUGAAGAAAUGCAUUCAAGAUGGGUGAAGAAAAUAGUAGAACAAAGUGUGUGGAAGCUUGAAUCCAAAGACAGGACAAUAAGAUAAGAACGUUUCGGCAAAGAGCCUUCCACAGCAGACAGGAUAAAUAUACUUCUUGUAAACUUGGUUUUGGACAAUCCAACUUCUGGCAACAAAAAUGGCGAUCACUUAAGUUUUUUACCUAGUUUCUAAUUCUUGUAUUUUCAUUUGUUCUCAAAAGUUUUUAUAAUUUACAUAAAGUCUACUUGAUUUCAAUGAUUUCAUGGGUUCCCUGAUGGAUGUUUCUAGAUCUCGGAGCUAAACUUUAUUUCCUCACUAUGUUCCAGGCAAUCUGUACGGCAAAGAAUUCCGUGCCGUUUCCACAGCUGCAUCCCAAAUCCGUCGCAACCUGGACUCACUGUCCCAGGGUGAGAUUGAAAGUCUCCGCGCAGCAUUCCUGUCCAUCAAAGAGGACGGAACCUACGAGAAGAUCGCCUCUUUCCACGGCAAGCCCGGUAAAUGCAAGGACAGCGCCGGCCGUACUGUUGCCUGCUGUGUCCACGGCAUGCCAACCUUCCCUGCCUGGCACAGACUCUACGUGGAACAGGUACAUUUUUUGGCGUUGAUAUGUAGGUCAUUAAAUCGUUACUUGUUUUAAUUAGUAAAUAAAACUCUAGUCAACACGUAACGAACAUUCCAUCCCUUGCUAGAGAGCUGUUAAAACUAUAUUGGCUAAUGAUGUGACAUUACUCAUCACCAGGUCGAGGAAGCCCUUCUUGGUCGUGGUUCAUCAGUCGCUGUACCUUACUGGGACUGGACCACAGCUUUCACCAAAUUGCCAGACCUCAUCAACCAGGCCACUUACUUCAACUCACGUCAACAGAGGUUUGAGCCAAAUCCUUUCUUCAGUGGUUCUAUCGCUGGUGAGGGAGCUGUCACCACAAGGUAAUCACCCUUCCUCUUUUAAAUAAACACUUUUGUCACAUUAACAGUGUUCAGUAAUAUUUUAGCUGAAUUUGUUUACAUUUGUAUUUUUUUAUAUUUUAAAUAUCAAGUGUUUUUUUAUUUACUGAUGACAAAUGAUAUAAUGAAGUUAAAACUUUUCAGUGGUGUGCUAAUAAGCAAAUAAUAAAUGGUAAACAGAAAUGAAAUGGCCGAUUGGCAAAGUUAAUGAUUCCUGAUUAUGAUACGAAUGAUGUGAUCGCUAUAAUUUCCAACACUGUCUGUCACCAGGGAUCCCCAGCCUGAACUCUUCAACAACGACGAUUUGUACGAGCAGGUCCUCUACGCUCUAGAACAGGACCACUUCUGUGACUUUGAGAUCCAGUUUGAGAUCAUCCACAACGCCCUCCACUCCCUGCUUGGAGGCCGUGCCCAAUACUCUCUGUCGUCCCUGGACUACUCAGCUUUUGACCCUGUAUUUUUCCUCCACCAUGCCAAUACUGACAGGUUUGUUGGGAACUUUUUACUUAAAAUAGUCAAUAAAAUUACAAUAAAAAAAUUCAAAACUCUAUUGAACAACAAAAUUCCAAACAAUGUUAAUUGAAUAAAUAUCUACUAUGUCUUUGAAAUGUCUUGGAAUCAAAGAUCUCUUUUAAAUAAAUCAAUUUUUAUAGUAAGAAAAGAAAUGUAAUGAAAGUAUUUGAGAGUGUUCAUGAAACGAAUAUGUAACAUAAAAAAAUAUUUAAGAUCACCAAAUUAAAAAUGAAUUGUCCACCUUUGCUUCAGGAUCUGGGCCAUCUGGCAAGAGCUCCAACGUUACCGAGGACUCAAAUACAACGAAGCCGACUGUGCCAUUAACCAGAUGAGGACACCAUUGAGGCCAUUCAACGAUGAUCAACUCAACCAUGGUGACCUGACCCACAGAUACAGGUAAAUGGAACAUGAAGACACUUAUGAAUAUAUUUGCCCACUUCCUUGGUAUUGGUCAGUUAUAAAUGGAACAGUUAAAACAUAAAUAUUGAUUUUGAUAAGUGAUUUCUAAUGUUUUUCUUGGAUAAUGAUUCAAUGGUGUAUUUGAGUUUGUUAAAUUCUCACAUUUAGUUCAUGAACACCAAGGCUGUGAAAUUGGGUUGGUUCUAUUUUUGUCAUGAACUCCUUAAGGAUUUAUGUUAGAUAAUUUUUUUCGUAUGCAUUCUCUGAUGUAAAUUGAUUAAAUAUCGUUUUAACAAAGAUUUGUUUAGUAAGUCUCUUUAAAUAAAUGGUAUUAUCAAGACAUGGAUAACUAGAAUAUUGCAUGUGGGGCUAAAAAAACAUUUUGUCAUUUAAAAAUUUUUUUUCAUAGCCGCCCAGCUGACACUUUUGAUUACCGCAACCAUUUCCACUACGAGUACGAUACCCUGGAGUUCAACCACAUGACCGUCCCUCAGUUGGAGGCUCUGCUCAAGAAACGCAAAGAGUCUGGCCGUGUCUUCGCUGGAUUCCUCCUGCACAACAUCGGUCUGUCUGCCGUGGCCAACAUCUACGUGUGCGUCCCAAGUGGACCCAGGGGCAAGAAGAGCUGCAACCACCCGGUAGGUGAUCCGAACAUCAAGUCUCAUGAGUACAAGAUGUUCGCAUAUAAAGCGCCAUUAAUACUUUGUGGUCCACAUUUAAAGGAAGAAGACAUCUUUGAUUUCAUAAUUUUUUCCAUUAUAGCUUUUUUAAAAUAAACAAUUUUAACAUGUUUUUAUUGUAGCCGUGAAAGUGAUUAAUAGGAUUCUUUUUGUUCGUAGCUAAAAGAAUAUUGGAAAAACUUUUAGCCUAAUAAAUAAAUUUUGGAAAACAAAGCUCAAUAUAGCCCAGAAUAUUAUCAUACAUUUCUCAUUGUAUCCUCCCCUCUCUUUUGCUUAGUUGCCAAGAAUUAGAAACGCUUGCAAUAUUCCAUCUGCUCAUUUUGGCUUUUGAAAAUAUGGAUAUUGCAUAAAGUACGUCAUUUAACUAAUCUUUGUUAGAGAGUUGUUUUGUAUUUUUUGCUUCUAUAUUUUACAUUAUUUUAUCAUUUGACAUUGUGCUCCAACAGGCCGGCUCCUUCUCCAUCCUUGGAGGUGAACUUGAAAUGCCCUUCGUGUUUGAUCGCCUGUACAAGUACGACAUCACAAAGACCGUCCGUGACCUUGGCCUCAAGCUCGACAAUGCCGCCAACUUUGAACUCAGGGUUGACAUCAAGGCCGUCAACGGAAGCCUUCUGGACUCUGACAUCCUUCCCAAGCCCACGAUUUUAUUUGAGCCUGGAACAGGUAAGUCUGAGGACCUGUUGAGAUGACAUUUUUUAUUUUUGUGUUAACAAAAUCGUAAAGAAAAAAUACAAAAUGACAACCACAGGUGUAAAUGUUUUUUUUGGGGAUUAUGCUAUUGUCACAUAAAUUUACAAUGAGAAUGCAAUUUUAUAAUAUAUUUUAAAAAAAACAGAAAAAAAAUCUAAAAAUGAUUUGUUGAAAAGAUUUAUCUUUUAAGAUGGUUUUGUGAAAACUGCUUUUCUGUAAGCACUCUUGGUCUUUAUAUUGAGGGGGAGAAAAGACUUAUCUAAAUGAGUUAUAUAAAAAUCCCUCUAUAACUAAAUUUCCUAUUAUUAAAGAGUAGGCAUCGCACAAUUCAAAUUCACAUCCCAGAAUCUAUCUUUCAGUUACAUUUCAUUCCUUUUUUUUUACAAGGCGAAAGACAGAAGUCUUCUGGUGAGGUAACCAACUACCUGGUGAGGAAGGAGAUCAACUCUCUGAGUCCACGUGAAGUCCAGUCCCUGUACAGCGCCAUGGAAGCCCUCCAGGCUGACAGCUCAGCCGACGGCUGGCAAUCCAUUGCCUCUUUCCACGCUAUCCCUCCACUUUGCCCGAGCCCAAGUGCCGAAAACAGGUUUGUAAUUUUUUAAAGCAUUUUGGGAUUUGAUUUAAUUGGAACCUCUUUUCUUGACAAAUGGAAGUCUCUACAUUUGAUCAAAUCAAAUAAUUGUAUGUGACUUUCUAUGUCCAUUGGAAGCUAAAUUAGCAAUAAAAAACAGUAAGACGUGAUAAAAUAUAUUAAGGAUAAUAUAAUUGGGACUUAGUUCAAGCAGUCUGAAGUAAAUAAAUAGUGCAACAUGAUACGUUUUGGAUUUGGAAAAAAAGAGAAAAAAAAAGAAAAGAAUGUUUGGCAAAAUGUCUUCUUCAGCAGACAAUAGAAAACUAGAAAAACAGCCCUUCAAUUAAAGAAAAACAAAAUCACCUUGAUGUGAUAAGUUAUUUCAAGCUUGCUUAAAAGUUCGUUUAAUCUAUAUUUAAAGCCUUGUGAUAAUGCUAAAUUUAAAGCCUCAUGAUAAUGCUAUAUUUAAAGCAUUCUGAUAAUUCUAUAUUGAAAGCCUCAUGAUAAUGCUAUAUUGAAAGCCUCAUGACAAUGCUAUAUAUUAAAGCCUCGUGAUAAUGCUAUAUUUAAAGCCUCGUGACAAUGCUAUAUUUAAAGCCUCAUGAUAAUGCUAUAUUGAAAGUCUCGUGAUAAUGCUAUAUUUAAAGCCUUAUGACCUCAUGAUAAUGCUAUAUUUUAAAAAAUCCUCAUAACAAAUAAUACCAUACCAAAAUAUAUUAUCUGAAACUUUAUAGAAAAAAGAGUUACCGUAAUGUUUCUUUCCUUCCAAAGGUACGCUUGCUGUCUGCACGGCAUGGCCACCUUCCCACAAUGGCAUCGUCUCUACACAGUCCAGGUCGAGGACGCCCUCAAGCGUCACGGCGCCCUGGUCGGUAUUCCCUACUGGGACUGGUCACGCGUCAGCGACUCUCUGCCCCACUUCAUCGAUGACGAGAACUUCGUGGAUCCCGUCACCGGUGAUCAGAAAGCCAAUCCAUGGAAGAAAGCCAGGAUUGAGUUCGAGAACUCAGAGACUGAGAGAGAAGUCGUUGUGAGUCCUUCAUAAAUAAUUUCUUUUUAUAAGAAAAGUAAUUAAUUUUUUAAUUAUCAAUGAAUCUGUAUGCAUUAAAAGAAAAAAUUUUUAAAAAAUUUAUUUAUAUAAAUAUACUUAAAUACAUGUUAUUAUUUUACAGCUCAGAACUUGUUAGCAGUUUAAGGAAGGAUGUGAAGAAAGAAAAAUCGAUGCUUAUCUUUCGUUUUGUUUUACUCAAAGUUUUAAAUAUUUCUUUCCAAUAUGUCAUGUUAACUUUAAUAAGAAAUUAUCACUUUAGCACCGUUGUAUUUCAAAUUUAACUACGAUUUUUUUAAUUUCCUGACAAAUUACAUAUGGAUUUUCAACAAAAAUUACAAAUAUUUGAAUAACAUAUUUUAUGUUUAGAGCAAUAUUUUUAAGAAUUUAUUAAGAAUUAAAAACUCAGUCUUACAAAGUAUGUACCCAAAAACAAUGUUUCCCACAUUUAUUGUAAUAGGUACCUGUGGGUCAAAGAAUGAUUUAUAUCAAAAAAAUAGUUAUCGCAUUAUGCAAUGAAGGCUUAGAUAGUCUUGUUGCAAGUACUCAUAUUUAUCUAUGUAUAUCCAUGAAAUAAAUGCAUCCUCCACAGUCUGACAGACUGUUUAAGCGUGGUCCACACGGAUGGGAUACGUGGCUGUUCAACCAGGCUCUGCUGGCCCUGGAGCAGGAAGACUACUGCAACUUUGAGAUCCAGUUUGAGAUCACCCACAACGCCAUCCACUCCUGGGUCGGCGGCUCCAAAGAGCACUCCCUUGGACACCUCCACUACGCCUCAUACGACCCUGCCUUCUUCGUCCACCACUCCAACACUGACAGACUCUGGGCAGUCUGGCAAGCUCUUCAGAAAUACAGAGGUUAUGACCCCAACGAGGCCAACUGUGCUUUGGAGCAGAUGAAGGUAGAUCGAGGGCUCUAACAAGAAUAUAUAAAUUUUACUUUAAAAGUGUAUGGAGAAAAUGUGCCAAUAAUUAUCCAUAUAUUUUGUGUGUUCAAAACCAACUUUUCUGUAAAAACAAAAAUUGUCAGUUUACACAAAUCAUCACAUUAUUUUAUUUAGGAUCCAUUGAAGCCAUUCAGUUUUGGACCCCCCUACAAUCUUAACCCUCUGACCAAAGAGCACUCUCGCCCCGAGGACACCUUCAACUACGCCGACCACUUCCAUUACCGCUACGACAACCUGGAGUUUGUUGGACUCAGCAUUCCCCAGCUGGACGCCUUCAUUAAGGAGAGACAUGAGCAUGAUAGAGUCUUUGCUGGUGAGUACAUGAGUAGGACAUAGUCUUUGCUGGUGAGUAAAUGAGUAUGAUAGAGUCUUUGCUAGUGAGUAAAUGAGUAUAACGAAGUCUUUGCUGGAGAGUACAUGAGUAGGACAUAGUCUUUGCUGAUGAGUAAAUGAGUAUGAUAGAGUCUUUGCUAGUGAGUAAAUGAGUAUAACGUAGUCUUUGCUGGAGAGUACAUGAGUAGGACAUAGUCUUUGCUGAUGAGUAAAUGAGUAUGAUAGAGUCUUUGCUGGUGACUGCAUGAGUAUGACAUAGUCUUUUCUGGUGAGUCAAUGAGCAUGAUAGAUUCUUUGCUGGUGAGUAUGUGAGUAUGACAGAGUCUUUGAUGGGGGGUACAGGAGCAUGAUACUGUUUUUUAAGGGUUGAUGGUGAGUAUAUGAGUAUGAUAGAGUCUUUGCUGGUGAGUAUAAGAGUGUGAUUGUUUUUGCUGGUGAGUACAGGAGUAUACAAGUAGUAGUGUAAACCAAAGCAUAGAGCGGGGCGUAAUGUUUGAAAGAAUGAAUGUAUAGAGUCAUAGGGAAUAAUGUACUUAAAGGGCAUAGAAAAGGACACAACUAAUUAUUUAGGCUUAGAUAACAAUUUCUGACCAUAUAAUUGACUUUCUUCCGUGAAGUUUCAUUUUUACCAGCAGUUUAGAACUUAAAUCAAAACUAUCAGUUUAUUUACCCUAAAAUUAAAGUCUAAUGGAAUUUAGAUGUGAUCAAGUUAAAUUAAUACAGUCAGACGUAACACAAUCACAGUGCAUCAACCGUAAGACAUAGCACAAUCACAGUGCAUCAACCGUAAGACAUAGCACAAUAACAGUGCAUCAACAGUCAGACAUACCGGUAGCAAAAUCGCAAUCACAGUCACAAUCAACUCUGGCUAUAUGAUUUCGUUGAACUGCAGAAAAUGUUAAAACUUCUUCGUUCAUUAUUGAGUAUCAAUAUUAACUUAUAAAAAAAAGGCAAAAGAUGGCAACUGAGAAGAGAAAUAUUUAUCUCAUUGUUUAUCAAUUACACAAUGUUUUUAAAUUAAAUUUAUGUCAAGUACAUUUUACUUUAAAAAAUAUCUCCAGGUUUCCUGCUCAAGGGAUUCAAGAAAUCAGCUUUGGUUGACUUUGACAUCUGCGCCAAUGGCAACUGUUUCCCAGGUGGCUACUUCACCGUCCUCGGUGGAUCUGCUGAGAUGCCAUGGCAAUUUGACAGACUCUUUAAAUAUGAGAUCACUGAUCAGGUAUGUAGUUGAUUUAAAUAGAUCACUGAUCAGACAUGUACCUCGUUUAAAUAUGCGAUCAAUGAUCAGGUAUGUACUUGGUUUAAAAAUGAGAUUACUGAUCAGGCAUGUAGUAGGUUUAAAUAUUAAUUGUUCGAGAACGGCCCCCUUUCAACCACUAAAAAUUGUAAUAACAAUCUAAAAUUCACACCAGCGCUAAAAUUCACACCAGCGGUUUCAUGUGUCAACAAUGAAUCAAAUACAGGUUUAGGGAGUUAAAAUUUGACAUGCAAAUGAUGGAGGAUUUUUAUAAAAUGUUAUACAAUGUAAUCCAUUAGGUAGUGUUCCUAAUGCUUAAAAGCAUCAGCUAAUUGUAUAAAUAUGAGUUAACAAGGGAUAUUAUUUUAACCUAAAAAUGCUAAAUAAAAAAAUAAUUGUGAACAUUAGAUCCAAUGUGACUCAUAAUAUUGGAUUUAAACAUUUUUUCUCAAGACAUAAUAAAAUCGCUUAUUUUUCACAAAUGAUAUGACGCAACAGAAACAAACUGUCAUCAAUUUUUAAAGUUACAACUACGUGUUCAUCUGUAUGGUGUUUACACGACCGUGCCUUAAUAUUCAAAAUAUUUUUUUGAAAAUGUAUUAUCUUCUACUUACCUUGUUGAACGAUUUCCUAAUUUUCUACCAACAAGCUGCUGGAAAUAUAAAUUACGUUCAUGAUAUAUCUGUUUUUUUCUUGCCUUUCAUGAUAUAUCUGUGUUUUUCUUGCUGCGCAGCUGAACGAACAUAAGCUGAGAUUUGACGACGAGUACACCUUCCAGAUUAAAAUCCGUGCCCCAGACGGCACCGAAUUGAGCAGUGAUUUGAUUGGUACCCCCAGUGUAAUUUUGGAACCCUUUAAACGUAUGUCCAGGUGCAGAUUGUGCGCCUUCUUAAAAGACUGUAUUUACUGUUUGAUAAAAUUGUGAAGGAUUACAAAAAAUGUUUAAAAUGUUCAAUCCAUUCAAAAAAAUGUUUGUUAAGAUAAAAUUUCAUUAGGCUUUUAAGAAAUAUCCUGCAUGGAUACAAAUCUGUGGCACAUUUACAUACAAAAGAAUUCAUUUAAGAUUUUUAAAAGAAGUGAUUGCCAUUGACAAAAAUAAAUAAACUCAACAGUAACGCGGUCAACAAAAGCCAUAGUCUUACAGUGAAACAUACCAAAUGUAUGGCAUGAACUCUUGAACGUUCUAAUUUUAGAAAGGAAACGAUAACUUCUUUUCAGGUGAUUACGACCUUGAAAAGGUCACCCCCAACUUUGUGCGUCACGAUCUAUCGACACUCACCGAACGUGACCUUCAGGGACUGAAAUCCGCCCUACGUGACCUUCAGCUGGACGAGAGUGCCGAUGGCUGGGCCAGUCUCGCCUCAUUCCACGGUGCCCCCAGCAUGUGUGAGAAUGAAAGUGGUGCCAAGGUCGCCUGCUGCAUUCACGGCAUGCCCACCUUUCCCCACUGGCACAGGUUGUUCACCGUACAGGUAAACUUUCACACCAUGAACCAGUGUUGUUAUAUAUCACAAAUAUAUUUCCUUCUUCACUCAAAUAUGGCAAAAAAAUCAAUAAAAUAAAAAAUUAAUAAUUAAAAAUACAAUGAAAGAAUCAAGUUUUUUUUUUCAUUUGAUUUAAAGCUUUGUGCCAUACCGUGUUAUAUUGGCUUCUUUAAUGUAUAGUAGAUUUAAGCUACUCAAAAAUUAUUUUAUGUUUAUUUAGAAACUAGGAAUAUAUAAAUAUAUUUCUGAAAUUAAUUGUUUACAUAAUUUUCUUCAAUAUUCUUUUUCAUUGUGUGCACCGAUCUAUGAAUGUAAUAGAUUGGCAUUCUUUCCUUUAAACUUAGGUUGAGCGUGCCCUCCAGAGGCACGGUAGUGCCGUUGCCAUUCCAUACUGGGACUGGACCAAACCAAUCACCGCCCUGCCAGAGAUCUUCACCAAGGAGGACUUCUAUGAUGCCUGGAGAGAUGAGGUGGGUCACCUGUAAUGUUAACCUAUGUUCACCUAUAAACCUACAGCUUAUACUGUUAUAUAUCACGCUGAUUAUUUGUGAAGAAGAAGUGAGGCAGGUUUUGACAGGAACUACUUUCUGUAUUUCACAGGUUGUUGACAAUCCAUUCGCACGUGGAUUUAUCCCAACUGAAAACACGUACACAGUCCGUGACAUCAGACCCGAGCUCUUCCAGACGUCCAAAGAUGGAAGCCACUCUGACCUCUUUGAGCUCGUGCUCUCCGCCUUGGAACAAACCGACUACUGCGACUUUGAGGUCAGCAAACAAGCUUUUAGUUUUAUACAUAAUCUAUAGUGUUCAACAACAUAGACCCUUUUAGACACACAAUGUAGACCCUUUUAGGCAAAAGUAAAUCUGUUUGUGUGACUUUUCAAAGUUGACUUAUUCAAGACCUCCGCAUUGUUGAUUAAAAUAGGUUCAGAGAUUCCCAUUUAACAUAUUAACUAGUUACCAAACACAAAUAUUCACCAACUACACGUUAUACUGGAGCUCAUGUCAAUAUUUUUGUGAAUUUUAAAUAAACGCUUUGUACAUUUAGGUCCAAUUCGAGGUAAUGCACAAUGCUAUCCACUACUUGGUUGGAGGUCUGCAGACCUACUCCUUGUCUUCCCUGGAGUACUCCGCCUACGAUCCAAUCUUCUUCAUCCAUCACUCCUUCGUGGACAAGAUCUGGGUCGUGUGGCAAGAGCUUCAACAGAGAAGACACCUGCCCUCCAACACCGCCAACUGCGCCCUCAACCACUUGGCUGAGCCCAUGAAGCCCUUCAACCUUGACCUCAACAUCAACGCUUUCACAAAGUGAGUACUUUAUUAAAAUGAUUCGUAAGAACAAGAUGAAAACGAUUAUGUUCAUUUUUAAAAUAAGCGAAUCAAAGAUUCAAUCCUGAGAAUUAAUGCCUGUUUGCUUCAGUGUGAACAUCUUCAAUGAAAGUCAGAGUCAAACUUAUUCUCAAAUUGUUUUACUUUAAAUUGCUUUACACAAGUUGGGGAAAUACUUUAUUUUUAAAUUUAUAUUUUAUAUAUACAGUUGAUGUUUUAAUUUGUAAAAAUAUCCACCAAAUUAAUAACAAAAACAAACCAAUUUCAUUUCAAUUUUGUAUGAUAAUUAAAUGCAUCAUUUCAUGUCAUGAGUACUUGACUAACCUUUUCUCUGUGUAAUUGAAAGCAAACAUUCCAUUUGUUAAAUGAAAAAAUUGUUUCUUAGGAAACACGCAGUUCCCAGAGACGUGUUCAACCACGAGGAGCUCGGCUACCAUUACGACAACUUGAACAUCGGCGGCUACAAUCUGGACCAACUCGAGCAGCUCAUCGCCCAGCACCAGAGCCGCCCCAGAGUGUUUGCCGGGUUCCUGCUCAAGGGAAUUAAGACUUCCGGAUCUGUUGUAUUGAACGUUUGCAAGGUUGGUAAAAAGAAAACUCUCUGACUGUUCGUAAAGAAUUAAAUAUAAAUAUUUUUUAGGAUUCAGUAAAUGUCAUUUAAUGUGUUUUACAAGAUAAAUUAUAUGCAUCAUAUUAAUCCUUUACCUGCCAGGGCUCUCAAUGCACAUACGCCGGACGCUUUAACCUACUUGGUGGACCCUCUGAGAUGCCGUGGGCUUUUGACCGUCUCUACAAGAAAGACAUCACCUGGGCUCUGGAGGCUGCCGACAUCAAGCCCGAAAGCGUGUUCGAUGCCGACUCACUCUUCACCUUGGAUGUCAAGGUCUUUGAUGUUGAAGGUCACGCUAUCAAUGUCAAAUCGGUCUUUCCAACUCCAAGCAUCAUAUACGACCCAGCUAAAGGUAGACUCUAAAUAUUCAUAACAUACUUAUGAGUUAUAUAUGUGUGAACUAUAUUUACAAACAUUGUUUUUCUACAAUACGAGGUAUUUAAAAGCUACAAAAAAACUCUGACUUGUUAAUGAGAAUACAAAACAUAUCAGCAAGCUCAAUUGUUACAUAAUUUUACAUAUUCACCCGAUAGGACGUUUGGGGAUUUAUUUCCAUCCAAACGUUUCACAUUCAUCCUGUAUCAUUACCAAAACACAGUUUGAUAAGCAGGGUAGACAAAAUCUAUUUAAACAUGAUUAACAUUUCCAUUUAUUUGGAUCAAUAAAUCUGUCUUAGAUAAUAUUAUUUGGAAAAAAACAACUUAGCUUGUAAAUAAAAAUUAAUAAACAUUUUGAUAUUUUUAUGCCUUCAUGAGUAAUUUUCAAAACUUUUUCAAUUUUUUUCAAAACCUGACAUCACUGGUUUUUCCCUUGAACCCUUCUUAAAAUCCUUUAAAUCAACUUCGCUCUUGUUUGUGGCUGACUGACAAAAUGUUCCGACGGCUAACUGACCCACUUCCCGUCAACAUAUCUAGCUGAAACCUGGCACAUGGACUUGUUUCCGAUGAUAGCGUAUAGUAUAUAUAGUUUUCAGCUCCAUACCCUAAACUCAGCAGCCAAAUAUCAGAUUCUUCUGUUUUUUAAGGGAAAGAUUAAGGAAAUAUGAUGUCAAUGAUUUCAUGAAAAAAUCUUGAUAACUUUGCUAAAUAAGAUUCUAUAUAAAAUUAUUGCAAGUGCAUAAUAUUUCCUUUUUUUCUCUUAAUUAAAGUAAGUGAAAUAAACCUGCGCUGUGAAAGUGAGUGGGAAAUUUAAACAUUAAUAUGGUUUAGAGGUUUAAAACCAAUAUGCGUUUGCGAGCCUUGAGGGGGAGCACUAAUUCGGAUUCUUAUAAAGGCAUUACUUGUAUGCAUGUUUUGCCAAAAUUUCAGCCCACCGCCCCACUGCUCGAUAUUACAUUUUAUAAAGGAUUUAAACUAAACCCUUUGUUUUUAGCGGCUGUUUAAUUGACAUGUCUUUAAUUUCUAACAAACUAUUUUUAAAUCUUUGAAAAUAAGAAAAUUUUGCAGACAGUGGCUCAGUAAAAGAAAAAAAAGGGUUAUUUUUUUUGUGUUAGGUGUUGCCAACGUUGACAUCACAAGUGCUGUUGCUGGCGUUGGUGUCCGUAAAGACGUCUCAUCCCUCACCGCGUCUGAAACCGAGAGCCUCCGCAACGCCCUCCGUAAAGUCCAAGAGGAUGAAGGACCUAACGGCUUCCAGGUAUGAAUGAGCACCUCAUCAAAAUAAAUACAAAUAAUUAAAUCAUAUGUGCACUCACCUUGUCGCAAUCAAGUACACAACAAUUUUAUUACCGGUAUUAGUUAUGUUUAUUAAUUAUGAUUGAUAGUUUAUAUCUAAAAAUCAUCAAAAAUUUACUUUAAUGACACUUUGAAAACCAAAAAAUAGUUAAUUAAAAAACAAGUUACAAAUUGUUUAACGAGAUGAUCAUUUAGACUUGCAAUUUCUUCAUCUCUUAUCCAGAACAUCGCCAGCUUCCACGGCAGCCUGGCCAAAUGUGAAUAUCAAGGUCAUCCCAUCGCUUGCUGUCUCCACGGCAUGGCCAACUUCCCUCAGUGGCACAGACUGUACGUCAAACAGUGGGAGGACGCUUUGACUUCUCAGGUAACUGUUUAUAUUAUCUAUCUUUACAUAGUCAACCAGCGAAUAUUCAUAUUAUGAGCCAAUCUUUAAAUGAAACAGCAUUGACUACUGGAAAGAAUUCAAGACAUUAAAAAAUAAAUAAAGGUUUAAAUCACUAAUGUUCAUUGGAAAAAAUACUUAAUUUGCGCUGCAAAAUAUUCAUAAUCAUCUUUAUUUUAUUUUUUUUUCAAAAUAUACAUUUAUUUCACUAUAUUUGCAAAAAAUAAAAAUUCCUACAAAUUUCAUAACAUGUUUAAAUUUUGAAAAAAAUGACACACAUGCACAACUUAUGAAUUCAUUGGAGUGUAAACAUGUAACCUGACCGUUUCAUUUCCUCAGGGCUCCAAGGUCGGCAUUCCCUACUGGGACUGGACCACAGCGUUCACCGCUCUCCCCACCCUCGUCACAGAGGAGACCAACAACCCAUUCCACCACGGAAAGAUCUACAACGGCGAGAUCACCACCAGGGCACCACGUGACCAACUCUUCAACGACCCAGAGUUUGGAUCCGAGUCCUUCUUCUACAGACAGGCGCUCUUUACCUUCGAGCAGACCGACUACUGCGACUUUGAGGUAUGGCAAUUAUUGAGAAGGAAUAUAAAAACGAGACAUAGUAUCUUCUUAUAUUUUAAAUUAAAAUCAUUGCUAAAAUUUCUUUAAAAAAUGGCGUGGAUAUAUUAUAGUGUUAUUUGAAUCAGAAUUAAUCUAUAAAAUUGUUUGUUUGGGUAGAUAAUAUAUGGUUUAGAAAUUAAAUUUUUUGUUUCCUCCAAAUUAUUGUCAAUUUCUUUUAAGAAAAUUUUAAAUUAAGGUCAUGCAUAUCCCCGCAGGUUCAAUUUGAAAUUACCCACAAUGCCAUCCACUCCUGGACCGGAGGCAGCUCUCAGUACGGCAUGUCCUCUCUAGAGUACACCGCCUACGACCCUCUCUUCCUCCUGCACCAUUCCAACGUUGACCGUCAGUUUGCCAUCUGGCAAGCCCUUCAGAAGUUCAGAGGCCUUCCUUACAACAGCGCCAACUGUGCCAUCCAGCACCUCCGUCAACCCAUGAGGCCAUUCAGUGAUGAGAACAACCUCAACGCCAUCACUAGGGCAAACUCACGUGCGAUUGACGCCUUUGAUUACGACAGGUGUGUUAACGUUUAAUCAACCAUAGUUUAUGAUACCGUUAGGUGCCAUUUAGAUGUGCUUAAGUCUUAUUUCUCUUGAUUGCGACUGAUGUAUUUAGGUCUAAUUGCUUUUGAUUGCGGCUGGUGUUUUUAAGUUUAAACUUAAUUAAAUUUUUUAGUUCACAACCAUCAAGUGCUCAGACCAUUAAUGUUUUCCAACAUUUCUCAGCUCUCACAAUACCUUCUCAUGCCACUCUUAUCGCUUGUCCAGCAAGUUUUCUCAAAACUCCAACGUCUGUUUCCUUUUCUAAAACUAUUAAGGAGAUGCCGCCUGAAAUAUUUAACCUUCUAUCUGCUGUCUCUUCAGACUCAACUACCAAUACGACAACCUCAACUUCCACGGCCUGACCAUCUCUCAACUCAACGACUUGCUAGAGAAGCGCAAGGAAGAAGACCGCAUCUUCGCCGAAUUCCUUCUCCGUGGAUUCAGCGCAAGUGCUGAUGUCAUUUUCAAACUGUGCGACGAGAAAGGACAUUGCGAAUUCGCUGGUAAGUUAGUUAUAGUGUUAUGAAAACAUUUCAGUUCCAUGAAUUGGUUCAGUGAGUUCAAAUAACAUUAACACAGCUUUAAAGUAUUGACAAAGUCUUACCUAAAAAUGAAUUCAUCCGUACUGCCCCACAGGUAAAAUCAAUGUCAACAUGUUCCAACACAUUGAACUACUGGGUACUUCUAUUGAUCCAAUGAUUUAAGUAUAAGAAACCUGAUUUUUGGAGAUAAAGUUAACAAUUAUAGUAAAGAAACAAUUCAAAAGACAGUACUCCUUUCAAGUGUUGGCUUUAAAUUUCUGAAACAAUAUAUCCCAACAUUGGUUUGCUUUUAUUUUUCUUUCAGGCACAUUCGCUGUUUUGGGCGGACUACUUGAAAUGCCAUGGGCCUUUGACCGUCUCUUCAAGUAUGACGUCACAAACGUCUUCAAUAAGCUGAACCUCAGAACCGACUCCGAUUAUCACUUUGAUGUUGAAAUUAAAGCCAUCAACGGAACCGUCUUGGACAGCAAUCUGAUUAGAUCUCCUAGUGUGCAGUUUGUCCCCGGAGUCAAGAGUAAGAACGCUUUAGCCUAACUACACUCAUUUUAAUGACGUCAUUUCAUCUGAAGCCCUUCUUUACGUGGCUGUCCAUAAUUUACUGUACAACAUGUUUGGGGAAGAUAUUUGAAGAAAAAACACCACUGUUUAUUAUAUUAAACUUAUUUUAUCUCAACUGUCUAACCAAUGUUUAAUGCCUACUUGUCUAUACAAGACAUUCACAAAUGUUUAAUGGCUAUUUGUCUAUCCAAGACAUUCACAAAUGUUUAAUGCCUACUUGUCUAUCCCAGACAUUCACAAAUGUUUAAUGCCUACUUGUCUAUCCAACACAUUCACAAAUGUUUAAUGCCUACUUGUCUAUCCAAAGCAUUCAUAAAUCUUUAAUGCCUACUCCAGGAUUCUACGAGAAGGUGGCAGAGAAAACCGUCGUACGUGACGAUAAGCUGGUCAGAAAGAACGUUAACCAGCUGACCUUGGACGAGGCAGCCAACCUGAGAAACGCACUGAACCAACUCCAAAAUGACCAGGGCCCCAACGGCUUCGAGGCCAUCGCUGGAUUCCACGGUGCCCCCUUCAGGUGCCCAGCCACCGGCGAUGACAAAUAUGCUUGCUGUGUGCACGGUGAGUCCAAUGAAUAUGUUCAUAACGUAAGCUGUAGAGAUACGUGCAUGGUGAGUCCAAUGGACAUGUUAAUAACGUAGAGAUACAUUAAGAUUUGAUUUUCCUUCGAAAUCAAUUGAAUUAAUUUUGUGACGAUUUGAAGUUAUAGGAAAAUGAAUUUAGAAUUCCUAUGACUGUUUUGUUCCCAAUCACCACACAGGUAUGCCCGUAUUUCCCCAUUGGCAUCGUCUCUUCACCGUCCAGAUUGAGCAGGCCCUCAAGAGCAACGGAGCCCUCAUCGGCGUGCCAUACUGGGACUGGACCACUCCGGUCAAAUCUCUGCCCUCAUUCUUUGGAGAUGACGCCGACCACAAUCCAUUCGCUUCAUUCAGAAUCGCAGCCGCUAAUGAGGUAAGUUACUUUCAUAUUAUUGGCAAUAUUAAAUCGACUUGGAAAAAAAAAAAUUUUUAAAAAUACAUUCAUUCUUACAUUCGAUUAAAAAUAUAAGUUAAAAAACGUGAAAAAAUUGUUACAUCUUAAAACUAUUUUAAUUAAAACUCAAUUUUUCUAAUCUUUAGGAUUUGAAAAAAAAAAUUUGAUUAGAGGCCUAAAUUCUUAUUAAAUAGCUAAAACAAUGCUUUAAAUUCAAAUUUACUAGCUUUUGAAUUAUUUUUUUUUUAAAUUCAGAAAACCACCCGCCAAGUCCAAUCUGAGCUGUACAGCGAACGUAAAGUACAUGGCUUCCCCUACCUGUUCUACCUGGCAUUGACCACUCUAGAGGAAGACAAUUACUGUGACUUCGAGGUCCAGUUUGAGGUCCUCCACAACGAGAUCCAUGCCGACAUCGGCGGCUCAGGCACCUACUCCAUGGCCACACUGGACUACUCUGCCUUCGAUCCAUUCUUCAUGAUCCACCACUCCAGCAUUGACAGGAUCUGGGUCAUCUGGCAGGUAUGUCAUUGAACAUCUGGGUCAUCUGGCAGGUAUGUCAUUGAACACCUGGGUCGUCUGACAGGUAUGUCAUUGAACAUCUGGGUCAUCAGGCAGGUAUGUCAUAGAACUUCUGAGUCAGCCUGCAGGAAUGAUUUGACGAGAACCACGUCAUGUUGGCAUUAGUCAGUGAAUACUACUGUAAGGUAAAAACAUUCCCUUGGGCGGCGUAACGAAAUAGUUUUUAUCAAUCCUGCACAAGAUUAACCAUCGAAGAUAACAUGGCCACUAUAAUUUUACAAAUUGCGUUGAAUAUAAGUUAAAUAAUUUUAAAAAAGGGUAAAAUCUCAUACAAUUGAAAUAGUGUUAAUGAAUAAAAUCGAUCCUUUUUUCAUUCAGGAACUUCAAAAACUCCGCCACAAGCCCUUCAAUGGUGCCAGCUGUGCCGGACACAUCAUGGAGAGACCACUGCAACCCUUCAGCUACCCCGAGGUCAACAAGAACGAGUUCACCCGCCUCAACUCUGUGCCCAAUGUCGUGUUCGACUCUGAACGUCUCGGGUACAAGGUAAGUUGAACGAAGUGUCACACCACUUGUGACUCUUAACACUUGUUCUAGAUCUACUUUCAAAGGCUCAUAACAAUUUCAUGGGCCAGUUUUCUCUUGGGGAAGACUAUAAUUUCAAUGGGAAUAUUACUUUCAAUCCAAUAUAAUGAUACAAGUUUGGGUAGGACAAAAUUGAAUAUGUUAAUUUUUUUUUUUAAAAACUAUGUUAGGGAUGUAUUAACAAGUAGUUAAAAGGACUCUUGACCGGUGUAGGAAUGUGUAGGCAUGCCUUUAAAAGGACUCUCGAUAAACAGAACAUAACAUUUUGUAAACUUCACGUUGUCAUCAAUACCGAAAUUAAUAUUUUGUAAACUUCACGUUGUCAUCAAUACCAAAAGUAAUAUUUUGUAAAAUUCACCUUGUCAUCAAUGCUGAAAGUAACAUUUUGUAAACUUCCCGUUGUCAUCAAUGCUGAAAGUAAUAUUUUGUAAAAUUCACGUUGUCAUCAAUACCGAAAGUAAUAUUUUGUAAAUUUCACUUUGUCAUUAAUACUGAAAGUAAUAGUUUGUUAAAGAAAAUGUUAUGGUCAUCAGUUUUUUUUUUAAAAAUUCUUCCGGGACACUGAAUUCGCUAAAGCCCAUCAGGAUGCUCUUUAGUUCUUUGAUUUUCUAUAAGAUUUGUUUUAUUUCCUUGUGUGUACUCCUAUCACAGUUUUUGUUAUAUACUUAUUUCAGUAUGACAAGCUUGAACUUAACGGCAACAGCGUAGAAGAGAUCAACAACAUCAUCAAAAAUCUCCACCACCAGGAGCGAAUCUUCGUCGGAAUCCUCGCCUUCGGUCACCAGAAGAGUCUCACAAUCCACGUCAGUGUCCUUUUCAGUUAAAAUUAAUACUUAGUACCGAAAAUAUAAUUUCUAUACGAGUAAUUCGUCAUGUUUUAGUAACCAGAGAAAUGGUUACCACAAGUUACUUUAACGCAAAGUUUGUUAUUUUUUUCUGUUAAAUGUUGUAAGAUAUUAAAUGCAUUUGUCUUUUCUGUUGUCAUCAACUAUCAUCAUUGUCAUCGCACGAUAACAUGACAUAUUUUAUUGGACAGAUUUCUCUUAUUAACGAUAACGAUGAAGCUUUUGAUGGUGGAAAUAUCCACAUUCUUGGCGGUGAGAAGGAGAUGCCAUGGGCUUACGAGAGGAUCAUGAAGCUCGACGUCACAGAGGCCAUCCGCAAGGGCAAAAUCUCUACUGACCAUGCCGUUAAGGUUAGCUACACAUUUGUUUCCCUGUACCAGCAAUUAUUUAAACUUUAAAAUACAUUAUUAUUUUUCGCUCUUUGAACGCGAAGAUGACCAAGGAAAUAUUUGACUUGAGUUGUAGCCAUCACUUGAGCUGUAUUUGUUUAAAGUGUUGGGAGUUGCUCAAUUCGUCAGCCUCACACUCUCGUCCUUUCCUAUUUGAUCCAAUGGCAAGAAUUAGUCAAGAUGACUGAAGACUGGUCAGGAUCAUUCAUAGUUCUUAUGAAGAAAUGACAUGCAUGGAGGCACACGAAGGAAGAUUCGCAGAUUUAUUUAAAGUGGAACCAUGAGUCAGACAAUUAUAUCCGUUGUCCCCCUUCUUUUCAUCCGUGCCAUUUAGUCGAUAGUGAAAAAAUAAGAAUGGGAUACAGUGGACACCCUGGGAACAGCUGAAUGGCCCAAAAGACAUUGCGCCAUAACCAAAUGAAAAGAAGCAAGACAAAGGUCAUGAGUACAAAGGAAAGGAUAACAUAUAUCCUGGUAGGAAAAGCACUUUAAUAGUUGGCGGCCGUCACAAACGUGGGCAGCACCAUUGUCAUAAAUGGUAGAUCUGAAACUGUUGUCAGGGCUAGAAUUGUAAAGGCUAGGUCGACAUUCGUGCUAUUAAAGAAAAUAUCAGAGUCUGAGAAUCUGACUCAGCAAACUAAAGUAAGAAUUUACAACACAAAAUGUCAAGGAGUCCUCUGAAACUUGGAGAACAAAAGCGAGCAUCACGCAGAAAGUAAUGUCCUUCAAAAUCACUUGCCUUAGAUCAUGAACCUAAAAUGGCCAAACCUCAUCACCAACAAAAACUAACUGAAAAUGAAAUACUAAGAGUCUAUUGUUACAGAGAUCACAAGGAAAAGAUGGUGGAUGGGGCACACACUUCGUAAGCUCCAAUAUAACAUCACAAUACCCAACAUGAAAUCCCAAGAGAGAAGGAUGAGCGAGGAAGCAAAAGAAUACAUGAAGACGUGCGCUAGAGGCAGACACACAAAGUAUGGGAUACACUUGGAAGAAUAUAAAGAGGAAAGCACAGAACAUGGAUGAAUGGAAAAUUCUUGUAGACCGCCUGUGCCCCAGAUGGGCCAAAAGGCGUUGGAAAGUGAGUAAGUAAUAUCUUAGCUUUAAGAUCGGUUGACCAUAACCAAAUGUUUAAAUUUAUCUGUACUCUCUGAACAACAGGCAAGAUUCACCUCCACUGAUUACCAGGGUAAUUUAAACCACCAAGACACUGAUUAUGCCAUCAUUGUUGAGAGGCAUGCUGAGCAGGACUACGAUGUUGUCGAGAUUCCAGUCGGCAGAAAGUAUCCUUUACCACCUAAGGUAAAGCUUGAAUCUGAAAGGUUAAAGUAUUUGUCAUGGCUUGAACGAACUUCGAUAAAAUGAUAAUGAAGAUUCAAUUGAGAAGGCUUGUGGUCCCGAUCAUUUUCCAAAGUCACAUAAAUAUUUCCUCAUUAAAUUUUGAUCCUGCUAAUUUAAACCGUUUAGUCACGAUAGUUUCUAGUUUAUUCUUUAAACUCCAAUGCUUAUAUUUAAUCACGGCGAGUGGACAUGUCAAAGUAAGGGCUGACAGCUCAGAGUAUGAGAGUACUGUGCUCAUGCUGAGACAUCUUGUAGUAGAUGAUAAACUAAAAUAUUUGAACCUUUAUUAUAUUUCCAUUGACUAUUUUGAAGGUCUUUUCACUCAAGUAAUCUAGCUUUUUUUAAAAAAAAAAAUCAUUUUUAAAACAUGUUAAAUAAUUUUAUACUUAUCUGACAGUUUAGUAACAGACAAAAAUAAAAUGCAUUUAAAAAUGAUAAUAAUGUUUAACACAUAAUUCCAUCAAAUGACAGAUUGUCUUGAAGAAGGGAUCCCGUGUCAAGUUUUACCCUGGCAGCGACACCUUCAACUCACCCCUCGAGAACCUCGGCAGCUACACUUCUUUCAGCAAGUGCUCCAUCCCACCGUUCUCCUACCAGAGCUACGCCCUUGGUGUCGUGCACACCCUGCAGCCAGGUGACUACUUCUUCGUGCCCAAGGACAAGGCCCUGUGUGAGGCUGGCAAGAGGAUCCAGAUCACCGUGGAAGAUGAGUAA